CAGCCCCAGAGUGCCGAAAGUCCCCUGCCCGCUUCCUCCUGCGAAGACGUAGCUGCGGGUGGCUGUGGUGGCGGCGUCCAAGAUGUCGACUAAGAAUUUCCGAGUCAGUGACGGUGACUGGAUUUGCCCUGACAAAAAAUGUGGAAAUGUAAACUUUGCUAGAAGAACCAGCUGUAAUAGAUGUGGUCGGGAGAAAACAACUGAGGCUAAGAUGAUGAAAGCUGGGGGUACUGAAAUAGGAAAGACACUUGCAGAAAAGAGCCGGGGCCUUUUUAGUGCUAAUGACUGGCAGUGCAAAACGUGCAGUAACGUGAAUUGGGCCAGAAGAUCAGAGUGUAACAUGUGUAAUACUCCAAAGUAUGCUAAGUUAGAAGAAAGAACAGGUUAUGGUGGUGGUUUUAAUGAAAGAGAAAAUGUUGAAUAUAUAGAAAGAGAAGAAUCUGAUGGUGAAUAUGAUGAGUUUGGACGUAAAAAGAAAAAAUACAGGGGGAAGGCAGUUGGUCCUGCAUCUAUUUUAAAGGAAGUUGAAGAUAAAGAAUCUGAGGGAGAAGAAGAGGAUGAGGAUGAAGAUCUUUCUAAAUAUAAAUUAGAUGAGGAUGAGGAUGAAGAUGAUGCUGAUCUCUCAAAGUAUAAUCUUGAUGCCAGUGAAGAAGAAGAUAGUAAUAAAAAGAAAUCUAACAGACGAAGUCGCUCAAAGUCUCGAUCUUCACAUUCACGAUCUUCAUCACGCUCAUCCUCCCCCUCAAGUUCAAGGUCUAGGUCCAGGUCCCGUUCAAGAAGCUCUUCCAGUUCGCAGUCAAGAUCUCGUUCCAGUUCCAGAGAACGUUCGAGAUCUCGUGGGUCGAAAUCAAGAUCCAGCUCCAGGUCCCACAGGGGCUCUUCUUCCCCACGAAAAAGAUCUUAUUCAAGUUCAUCAUCUUCUCCUGAGAGGAACAGAAAGAGAAGUCGUUCUAGAUCUUCUUCACCUGGUGAUCGCAAAAAAAGACGAACAAGAUCACGGUCACCCGAAAGCCAGGUGAUUGGUGAAAACACUAAACAACCCUGAGCCCAGGGCCAACCCCUCGGAACACCACUACUUUACCCAGGCACCACAGGUCAUCUUCUGGAUCAUCCCAUUCUGGUUCCCGUUCAAGUUCAAAAAAGAAAUAAUGUAUUAAAAUUUACAUCUAAAAAAAAAAAAACAGUACAGUGCAUGAAGCAUAUUUUUUAAGGAGUUGGUGUCUUACUUGGUCAGAAGUGCUAAAACUGCUAGUAGAGGUGCAUGCCUUUCAUUGCUUUUCACAACAAUGCAGCUGUGUUUAUUUGUGAAAUUAAAAGUAAAUAGUAUUUUAAGCCAUAAUGUCCUAAAAUAGAUACUCUAUUUAUCAUUCAUUAUUUACAACUAUUUCAUUUAAAACCAUUUCAGCUGUGACAGAGUACUGUGUUUCCUAAUUUGAACUCUAAUUUUUUCAUUUCGGAAUAUGAACUGUCUAUUGACUGAAGACAGGAUAACCUAGGCUUGUCUGAACUUUGGGCAUGGAGGCAAGACUGUGGUAAAGUAGUUGGAAACAAUCUGUUUAUGUUAAUUGGGAAAAGGAGUCAACCUGUUCCUAUGAAUCUAUGUCAAAGGGAUUCCUAUCACAAAAAGUAAAACUAGUUGAAAACAGCCAACCGGAAACUUUCUCAUUUUGAAAUUCCCUAUGUUGAGGGUGCCUUAGAAUCUUUGUCUCUCUUUUAUCCAGUUUUACUUUUUUGUACCACCACAUUUAAUGAAGAAAACAAAUCUUGUGAAUUGCAGAAGGAAAGGGGUGUUAUUCAUUUUCCCUUUACUGACAAUAAUUUUGAGCAAAAAUGUCAAACAGGUUCCUCUCUUUACUGAUAUUGAUGAGAAAAACAUCCGUUUCAAAAUGUUUUUAUCUUAAUAUUUUAAGAAGCUUCAUGUGAUAUCUUUUAAAAACCCGGUUAUCACAUAUGGUAGUAUCGAUGAAGUUAAGUCGUAGUUAAUGAGGAACAAAUUGAAGUAUAUUUCUUUGGGUGAAAGAUCAGCAGAGAGAUUGUGAAUUUAAAUGAACAUUUAUUUGCCUUGAGAUGUUCAAACACUGCAUAAAAUUUUCUUCUGAGUAACAAAUGAAUGCUUAUUUCUGCAUGACAUGCAGAAAUACUUAUUGUUCCUAUUCACUUGAAAUUACUUAUGGCUUAAAAUACAGAGUUCGUUUUAUUUCUCAAAAUCUGGUCACUUGAGCUACAUUUUGUCCUCUGGUUUAAAAACAAAAAGGUUUCUUCUCUUAACAGUAUCUUCAGUGACAAUGCAAGGUAAGUAUGUUAAGGGAAAUCGACAAAUUGUGCUUGGGGACUUUUUGUCAUGGGGAUCAGUACCCACAUUUUGUUUUUGUUUUCCUUAAUUUUAAAUUAUUGUCUACUGCAAUUAAAAAUUUUAAAGUUUUAAGGUUAUCUAGUAGACAGACCAAACAAAAUUAUUUGUUUUUUACUUUAAAAUGAGUGAUUUUUCUCUUCAGCUGAUCUAAAGAUGAAAGCAAAAUAUCUUAUGUAGAAGUAUUUUGAUAAUAUUUUUACAAUGAACUUCCCCUUGUUUGUUUUUUUAUGUCUUAAUUUUCUUUGCUGCGUUUACUGUAGGUUGCACAAGAACUUUUACUCUCUUGUAUUGUGCCUCAGACUUCUUGAAAGUCCACCUUCUAAAUUUGCCCAGAUGAUCUUCUAGAGUCUACAUGUUACCAUUGGUUUAUUCUUGUGCUUUCUGUAUUUGAAACUUUGGCUGUACUAAGCAAAUGCAAGGUUAUAAAUUUAGCUGAUAGUUUACAGACAAUUCAGAUGAUUAUGAUUUCAUUUGGUUUAACUAAGCUGUACUAGUUCAUUUCAUGAAGAAAUGAUGCUGUAGACAAAUGUAAAUAAAGCUGUGAAUCAAGCAUCAAGUGGCAUUUGUGAGAAAUAAAUUAGAAUUUUUAAGCUCUGA
Molecule: messenger RNA, 2950 nt
Organism: Neofelis nebulosa (Clouded leopard)
Lineage: Eukaryota; Metazoa; Chordata; Mammalia; Carnivora; Felidae
Gene: ZRANB2
Product: zinc finger RANBP2-type containing 2
Exons: 11
Coding region: 83-1045 (320 amino acids)
Biological process (GO): RNA processing
Molecular function (GO): lipopolysaccharide binding; RNA binding
Source: RefSeq, a predicted model, not a curated record